GGCAGGAACCAUUUUCCUAGAAAGCCAAUCUGCCAUUUCUGUUGACACUGAAGAAUACGUCCCAAAAAAUAUUUACAAAUGACAAGCAACAAUUAAAGGUUGCUGGAUAUCAUCCAGCAAUCAAAAUGCCAGCUAACAGUUAUCGUCUUAACUCAAGAGCAUCAUCAGCUACUUUAUCCCUCAGACGACAACAGCAAGAAGCACCUCUAUUCAUAGAUGAUGCAAGUAUUGCACAAAAUUUACUACGAAGCCAAGGGGUUCCUAUCAGACGGGCAUCUAUCAGAGCAUUUCCAUCAGAUCCAAAUAUUUCCUUAGGCUUAUAUGGAGAUGGUCCUUCCCACGCCGAGGUGUCUUCCGAUAUCGGGCAGCAGCCUAGAAUUCGACGUGGUCUUUGCAGUAGUAAUACCUGGACUUCUUCAAGUGGUGGUGGUGAGUCUGAGAAUGACGACUCGGAUGAUCGUACACAUUUUAUAGAAGAAUUCAACCGACUGGCGGAUAAGGUCUGCAAAUGGUUUCAUCGUGACGAGGAACAAAGCUAAUGCUCCGUAGCAUGGCGUACGAAAAUUUAUCCCAAGUGAAUACGAGGACGCUCCUGUAAGUUAAUGCUUACAUCCCAUCACCUCAAAUGCUUAUUAGAUUUAGUGCAUCGAAGAUGGACCUGAUAAACAUGGUAAUUGGCUAUCCCGAAAGAUCUUCAGGCGGACAUCCUCAUCUCAAACGCCUGUUGUCAAGUCCAAAAAAGCGGAACGUCGAGAUCUCAAAAGAAUGCGCAGCAUUAGUGACUCCUUGCGAAUGAAGGGCAGACGCGACUCACUCAAAGAUAGAGAUUUGGUUGAACUUGUUCGUUUGUGUGGGUCAAGUCUAUUAUACCUUCCGGCCGAAUAUGCCCCGAGCAGCUUGACUUUACCAACUUGUAUCCGUGCUACAGCACAAUACUUGAUACAGCAUGGUAUGUUUCGAAUUACAAUCCGGUAUAUAAUUUCUAAGUGCUGAUUGAUGUGCAGCUCCUACUACCCGAGGUAUUUUUCGUAUACCGGGCUCCCAACACACAAUCGGCCUCAUUUAUGAACACUACUGUCCUAAAGGUGACGAAGGACAUAUUGCGGGAACAGUAAGAUGUCCGACUUUACCAGACCAUAUCGAUUGUGAUGUGCACGACGUUGCAUCUGCAUUUAAGAGAUUCCUCUCUGGCAUCCCUGGUGGUAUAUUGGGAUCACUUCCACUGUUCGAUGCUCUAGUAUCCAUCCAAACAAAUCUUAGAAGUGAUCCGGAGUUGACACGAACGAAGCAUAGUAAGGUCCGAGCGAGACUUAUUGCUUUAUCUAUAUCAACUUUAAGAUCAACAUAUAGAAGGGAACUUAUCUGUGCAGUUUUAGGGCUGCUCUGUAUGGUCGGUCGUGCAGCCGAAACGGCACGAAGGGAAGACGAUAAAGGCAGACCUCUCCCUACUUCAGAUCUUAUGGGCUACAAACCGUUAGGAGUUUGUUUCGGCCCCCUCCUUGUCGGUGAUCUAAUGGACAACUACAAUAUCCGCUUAGCCAACGGCCAUGGUAGUUUGGUUCUCACUCCUUUGAGUCCACCAAAAACUAAGAAGGAGAGAAAGAAAUACAAAAGUGCAGAGGAGGGAGUCACUUUCAACAAUACAGUUGACAAAAUCAAGGUUGCCUGCGAAAUUAUGGAGAUGCUCAUCACGCAUUGGCGUGAUAUAGUUCGUCAUAUGAAGAACCUAGACGCACUCACAGCCGUUGAUGGAUGCAAGAACGCAGGUCUUCGGGGUAAAAAAACACCUAUGUUACGCCCUUCAAUGUCGGAGUCCUUCUCCUUGCGGAGACCUCCUGACUGGACUUAUGAUAAACCCGACAGGAAUAUUGACAGGAGUCAAUCCCCAACACCUCCACAGCGUAAGCUCUCUCAUCGUUCAUGUCCAGUGCAUAUCGAUACACUGGGUAACUGCGGAGAGGUUACGCAACAGCAAGCACUUGACGACUCCGCUCAUUCCUCGCAGCUAGAUUCCUUAUUAGUCACAAAGCAACGAUCACGUCAACGAUUGCUACCGGGAGAAGCUCUUAAGAAUACAAAAUCUACGAGUGCUCUUUCGGCGGCUUUGGUACAAGAGCAUCCCGAUGAAAACGACUUUGGAGAUAGUAAGCUGAGUUUCAUGCAAACUCCACAAAGUGGUGGUCCACCUCCUUCUACAAGAAACGGGAAAGGAAGUGAUCAAAAGAGCCCAGCUGUUGAACAUACUAAUGAACGCCAUGCCAAAUGUAUUGUUCGAAGUUUCGAAAGCAAAUCAACUGAAGCUGAGGUUCUGUUACCUGACACAGAUCCCAAAGAUUUUGGUCAUGAUAAAACACCUAAAGCACAAUCGAUUAGACAAUUACCAGAUGGGCAGUCCAAGGAGACGAAGACAACCAGUUUAUCUGGUCUCUUGCAUGAUAACAAUCGAAACUCUAUGCAAGGCUCUUCGUCGCCUAAUCGGAAUAACCCACCCAGCAGAGAUAAUCAUAUCAGAUUCGCGCCCAGUACAUCUCAUGCUCAGGAGAGCAAGGAUCUUCGGAGAUUUCCAGGUUUUACAGGUUCUGAUCCCUCAAAGGGGAAUAGUCCUAUCGAUCCAAUCUCUCGCGUUUCACAUGAGGAUGACUUGGCAUCCUUAGCUGUGCUGGGGCAGGCUCUGGAAUCGCCUGAUUUGUCAAUGAAAUCGGUAAGGUCUACAGAAAAAUUCCAGAAGUCAACAAAACAUGAUUCUGGGGUAGACUUUCAUGAAAGAACGGAAGCUGAGAAACCUCAUACACCAAACUUUUCACGACCUCAAGCACCUCGCAGCAAUGUUUCCAACACGCCAAAGUCUGCAACAAUACAUAGGCCCGACGGUCAUUCCAGCAGUAAAAGUAAUUUUUCACAAAAGACUGGUUCUGCUGCACCUCUCGUUACAACAUCAGUGGAGCCCAAAGUCACGCAGGCGAAAGUAAAACGUCCUCAUGAAACUGCUUCGCCAGCUACCUUGUCAAAAGUAGCUUCGAUUAGAGAAAUGUUCCGGAAGCGAAAAUCCGAGAGUCGUUCGUCAAAAUCAAGUGAAGACCACCACAAGAGUGAACCUUCUAGGUCAGUCAUAGAGCAUCAUGCAGAACCCCGUUUACGGAAGAUUCCCACUCCCGAGCCCACUAGGACGCCCAAGAAGGUCAGCGUAAGGGCCAUAGCAGAGAAAUUCGACACUGUAAAGGCAACACCUCCUCCACCGAUAUCACCAACUCCAGCUAAAUCUGCUCGACCGGCAGCUGCAACGUCUGUCGAUAAUCGAAGAGGCGGUGGUGUUAUUUCACCUUAUACCAUCAAUCCGCCACCAUCACCAUCAAGAUCAAUUGCAUCCAUUAAAUCUGGAAAGUCUAUUCGGUCUUUCCGCAAUAUCGGUUUAGCCCAACGAUUUCAACAGACUAAAGAACAGUCAUCGCCUACCAAAAUACCAGCUCCAAAGAGAGUUUUGAGAGAUUUCGUACCAGAAUCUACCUCACCUAAAGCUAUAACUGAGGAUUCUCACGAGGAUUCUGUAUCUUCGUUGAAACUACCACUUUCUACUUUCAACUCGCUCUCUGUUCCACUUAAGCCAGUGGGGAAUCAACCAUCCAUGAAAAUUCGAACAGCUGGAAUGGAUGGUGCAUAUAGUAGUAUUGGUAGCUCAGAAACUUUGGCUCUAACAUCAUCCGAGUUUGAAGCUACACAUAAAUUUCUACAUUCGCAAUCGCUACUUGCUCAUGAUUCAACGCUUUCAAAGAAUACUUUGAGUCGCGGAAAUACAGUCUUACAUUCGCAAAUAUGCAGUCUUCAACAACAGGUAAAUGAGAAGACUGAACAAGUACGGCAUUUACAACGGAUGGUUGAAAUGAGGUCGAUCUCUGAUACUGAGCAUAUAAGUCUGGCGGAGCAACUGAGAGAAGCAAGGGAGGAAGUGGAGACGUGGAGAAGAAGGGCCGAAGGAGCAGAGAGAAAGUUGGAGUUGAUGGAUAUUAUCAGUACUAGAAACAAUGCAAGGAUGGAGGAGCAGCGGGGACUGAGUUACCAAACUAGAGGUGGUCAAGCUGGAGAUGUUAUUGGUAUGCAUGGACGGGGAUAUAGUGUUGAUGGCGGCAUGACGAGAAUGGUUCUAAAAAGGAGGAUGCUUGAUACGAUGAGCUCGGAGGAUAGUACUGAAAGUAAUGGUACUGUUGUCAGAGAAAGGAUCAGAAGGGAUGAGAAUAGGGACGAGAUUGAUAUGGAUAUUAUUUCUGAUCAGGCUGGACAUCAUAAUUGGGCAAGUCAGACACUUUCUAUUAUGGAUGGUCUUAAAAGUUGGGAGAAUUGAUGAGUCGUAUUUAUGUUUUGGGAGUUUUAUUUUGGUAAUGGACAGGCAGGCAAGAUGAAGAUGGUAGAGGUAAAGGAGAGGGGGUGUAGUAGGUACCUACCUAGUCAUGGGUGAUGUUUUUAAAAGGCUUCUUGUUUUAUUUUUG
Sclerotinia trifoliorum is the source of this 4481-nucleotide messenger RNA. NCBI's taxonomy places the organism in Eukaryota, Fungi, Ascomycota, Leotiomycetes, Helotiales, Sclerotiniaceae. The record is from the annotation of a GenBank genome assembly.